Messenger RNA from Camellia sinensis, 3456 nucleotides. Its product is annotated as SIT4 phosphatase-associated family protein. The record is from RefSeq and is a predicted model, not a curated record. NCBI's taxonomy places the organism in Eukaryota, Viridiplantae, Streptophyta, Magnoliopsida, Ericales, Theaceae. Gene Ontology annotation, molecular function: protein phosphatase binding; protein phosphatase regulator activity.
UGAUAUUUUAAUUUUCUCCCAAACACUACCGCCCCUGCGAUUGCAAUUCCUCUCUCUCUAUCCUUCUCUCUCCGUCCCUCCUCUUUCUCUCUCUAACCUUGGAAUCGAUCGAAAUCCAAUCCCUCCAAAAUUAGGGUUUGUUCGAAGUCUUGAUCUCUCCAUUUCUUCGCCAGAUUCAACUACGUAUAUCAAUUUCGUUUCGCGUCUCGAAUUUCUAGGGCUUGGUUUGUCAAAGAUCUUCGGCAGACUAGCAGAGCCUUGUUCUUGAGGCUUUAGGGUUUCUAAAGUCUUUUAGAUCUAAUUUUUAACGAUUCCUCCUAGGCCAUUUCGUUUCCUUGUUCAACAUGUUUUGGCGUAUGGCUGGUUUGUCUACUGCAUCGCCUGGAUUGGCUUGUAUUUUGAGGCUUUCUUUGACUGCAUCCUACAAGCUAGUUUAUUUGGUCUUUUUAACCCAAUGACAGACCUCAAAAGGCCAAAAACUAACUUUUGCAUGGAGAUGCGUUCGGCGGUUUGGUUGGAGAGGCGUUUGCUCCUCGUGGUGCAUAGUUGGUUAACGCUGACUGUGGACCGGGCUGUUUUGUCUUUUGUUGAAUUUGUGGAGACAAUUAUGGAUAAGGAGAACUUUACAUUGGAGGAGCUUCUUGAUGAGGAUGAAAUAAUUCAAGAAUGCAAAGCUCUUAAUAGCCGCCUUAUUAAUUUUUUGCGAGAAAGAGCUCAGGUUGAACAACUUCUUCGAUAUAUAGUGGAAGAAGCUCCUGAGGAUGCUGAGAAAAGACGAACUUUUAAGUUUCCUUUUAUUGCAUGCGAGAUUUUUACUUGUGAAGUUGAUAUCAUACUCAAAGCAUUGGUAGAGGAUGAGGAGUUGAUGAACUUCUUGUUCUCCUUCUUAGAACCUGAACACUCUCAUAGUACUCUACUGGCUGGUUAUUUCAGCAAGGUUGUCAUAUGCCUUUUGUUGAGGAAGACUGUUCCUUUUAUGAAUUAUAUUCAAGCUCAUCAGGAAAUUAUCAGGAAGCUGGUUGACCUUAUUGGAAUAACGUCCAUUAUGGAGGUUUUGAUUCGUUUAAUUGGUGCUGAUGAGCAUCUCUAUAGCAAUUACACAGACUCGAUGCAGUGGGUAGAGGAUACGGAUGUGCUGGAGAUGAUUGUGGAUAAAUACAGCUCAUCAGAUUGCCCAGAAGUGCAUGCCAACACAGCAGAAACACUGUGUGCUAUAACUCGAUAUGCUCCUCCUGGCCUAGCUGCUAAAAUCACCAGCCCAAGUUUUAUAGGAAGACUCUUUUGUCAUGCUCUGGAGGAUUCACGGCCAAAAUCUGUUUUGGUUAACUCAUUGUCUGUAUGCAUAUCUUUGUUAGACCCCAAAAGGCUGACCUUGGGGACAUAUCAUUUUUACAGCCGUCAACUGUCUCAUGGAUCUACAAUAAGUGCUAAUCCCGAGACAGUAGAGGGCAUGCUAGGGAGCCUAGGUGAUUUACUUAAGCUUUUGGAUGUUUCAUCGGAUGACAAUGCCUUGAUUACAACAUAUGGCAAGUUGCAGCCACCUCUUGGAAAACAUCGUCUGAAGAUUAUAGAGUUCAUCUCAGUCUUAGCGACUGUUAGUAGUGAAGCUGUUGAGAAGGAAUUGAUCUGCCUUGGUGCAGUAAAAUGCAUUUUAGACUUGUUCUUUGAGUACCCAUUCAAUAAUUUUCUGCAUCACCAUGUUGAGCACAUUAUUAUGUCUUGCUUGGAGAGCAAGAAUUCUUCUUUUAUUGAACAUCUUCUUCAUGACUGUAAUCUUGUUGGGAGAAUCCUUGAAGCAGAAAAGAACAUCACGUUGGCUGCUGAUCCAAACAAGCCUGCGAUCCCUGCUGAGGGUAAACCACCACCCAGGAUUGGGAAUAUUGGACACAUAACACGGAUAUCUAACAAACUUGUUCAAUUGGGUAACAACAACAGUGAUAUGCAGGCAUAUCUACAGGAGAAUAGUGAAUGGGUAGACUGGCAUACAAAUGUCUUAGUCAAGCGCAACGCUGUAGAAAAUGUCCACCAGUGGGCAUGCGGGAGGCCAACUGCCUUGCAUGAUCGGACUAGGGAUAGUGAUGAUGAUGAUUACCAAGAUAGAGAUUAUGAUGUAGCUGCUCUAGCAAAUAAUUUAAGCCAGGCCUUCAGAUAUGGCAUUUAUGGCAAUGAUGAUAUGGAAGAGGUACUGGCUCAUGGCUCGCAUGAGCGGGAUGAUGAGGAUGUCUACUUUGAUGAUGAAUCUGCUGAAGUUGUCAUAUCUUCUCUUCGUCUGGGAGAUGACCAGGACAGUGGCUCUCUUUUUACAAAUUCCAACUGGUUUGCCUUCGAGGAUGACAGAAUAGUUAACGAACGCUCUGCUGAUUCCAUUGCUUCUCCAUCACCUAAUACUGAGGGCACUGGCGUUGUCGAUGGUUGUGGUGAUGAGGUUAAUGUCGACAAAGAUGAGAAUUUAACUAGCACUACAUCUCAAGUGCCUGAACCAGAAGUUGGUUCAGAAACCACAUUAGGUAAUUUGUCCGAGGAAUCGAGUGAAACUGGAACCAAAGAGAGUGAUAAGCCGCCUGAAUGGGUCGAAUGGAGGGAGACUUCAGAUUCGGUUGAGCCAUCUGAUACUGAUAAGCCUUCAGUUUUACCCAACGGUGAACUGCAAGUGGAAUCUGAAAAUCGGACCGAUGAUAUUGACCCAAAUACAGCCAAUCCUUCUCCAUCGUCUGAUGAUGCAUCAGUUAGCAAAACCAAUGCUGGAGGAUCACCAGAAUCAACUGACAACUCCCGUUCGAAAGCUUCCCAGCCGCCGCCUGAAUCUGGAGAUGAGAAUCCAAGUUCUAAGAAUCCAAGUGCUUCGACAGAUGUGGAUAAGCCAGUUGGAACACAAGGCUCUGCUGAGAAAAAGGUUGAAUUAGGGAAUUGAUGCGAGUUCUCUAUCAUGAAUUUGACGGGGUUAACUAAUGCCAGUGCCAUUGAUCUAGUGGGGAGAUGACUCAAGUACUUCUGGUCUACAGUGUGUAUUUUAGUGCCCCGAUGUACAUUAUGGGGCUUAAUUGUCAAAUAGGGCUGAUCAUUCUUUCCCCAUCGGUAGUUGGUAAAUGAGUUCUCUCUUUCUCUCUCUCUCUCCCCGCUUUCUCUGCAUUCUGGAAAGGGAAGGGGGGAGAUGAAGUUUUUUUCCAAUGAAGUGAUUCUUUAGGGUUGGGAAUGCAGAUAUUGCUAUUUCAUAUGAUAUUACUAUUUUAGCCUCUGGCUGCUAGGUGAAUCACAUACUGAUGAUGCAGUUGGGAUGCUAUAUUUUCAUAAAUGAUCAUGGUUCUCUCUGUGUGGACCUCAAAAAUGUGCAGUUUGUUUUGGUUUUAGGAAUUUGUUUCGCCAAAGAACCUUAAUAUGCGGAGAUUUAUUCGGAACACUUAUUUUACAUGGUUGCAUUCCAUGAUAGAUAUACACAGACCACUCUAAUUGUUGUUA